Molecule: messenger RNA, 558 nt
Organism: Diutina rugosa
Lineage: Eukaryota; Fungi; Ascomycota; Pichiomycetes; Serinales; Debaryomycetaceae
Product: U2-type spliceosomal complex subunit
Exons: 1
Coding region: 1-558 (185 amino acids)
Source: RefSeq, a predicted model, not a curated record
AUGUCCAACCACCGCCCCACCCUCGAAAGCAAACGAGGCAAGCGGAUCGCCAUUGAAAACCUGAUCCAGCAUGCUCGGAAUCAGCCUCAGCACCAAACACUCAAACGUCGUCACGUGAGCGAUGACGAAGAUGAAGACAAUGACUCCCUGAGUGAGGAUAGUCAUCAGCAGCGCGUCAAGGGUGGCGAUCUCCUGGUGGUGGAUGGCUACGGUACUAGUUCGGAUGAAGACGAUGAUGAGGUUGAUUUGUCUAAGCGAGAUCAACAGGAAGCGGGCCUGGCUAGUGAUGGGGUCCUGAGUGCGGACGAAGGAGAAGAAGAGGACGAAGACUCGAGUCUGGACGAUGACGAGGAAUUAAUCCGUUCGGAACUUGCACGUACUCAAAGUGAGCGUCGAGAGGUGGUGGUGGCUUCACCAACUACUACCAAAAAGCUGUCGUGGCGGUCUACUCCGUUCAAAAAGGCGAAAACCACUACUUCAUCAAAUGGCGACGAUUUCCACACUUCGGUGAUCGAUACUAAGAGACAUCGUGAUUUCAUGGCCAAAUACAUUCGGUAA